AUGGCGGAAGAAAAUUUAUUGGAGAGAAUUACAUUGCACCUGGAAGCCCAAAAGAGAGAACUUGAGCGGCGUGAGAAAGAAUGCGGGAAACGAGAGGCUUACAAUGUAAAGAAGGGAAUGAAGCUCUCUCUUGAGAAGAAAAUGGUAAUAGAAAGUCUGGAAGAGGAACUUGAAAGGUUGGAAGAAUUGAAUCAAGCCCUUGUUAUCAAGGAGCGCAAAAGCGAUGAUGAAUGUCAAGAAGCUCGUAAAGAGAUAAUCACAGCCUUGAAGGGGCAGUCUUCUCAUGGUUUGAUUGGUGUAAAGAGAAUGGGGGAACUUGAUAGGAAGCCAUUCCUUGAUGCUGCCAAGAGAAGAUGCUUGGGAAAUGAGGUGGAUGAGAAAUCUUGGGAGAUGUGCUCAUUAUGGAAGGACUACCUUAGGAUCCUAGCUGGCACCCUUUUAAGGUUGUCGCGGUUGCAGGAAAUAAUUGAUGAAGAGGAUGAAAACCUGAAAAAUCCUAAGACUGAUAACGGUAAUGAAGUUUACAUGGCCGUGAUAGCUGCCUUGAUGGAGAUAAAUGAGUACAACCCCAGUGGUAGGUAUGUGGUACCAGAGCUCUGGAAUUAUGAAGAAGGAAGAAAAGCAACAUUGAAGGAGGGAGUAUCAUACAUACUCAGUCAGUUGAGGGUGCUCAAAAGGAGGAGAAACUAGAGGGUUUUGGCAGUUGAUUUAACUCUUCAUCGAUUCCUUAAUACAGGAAUCCUCGUAUUGUGUCAUCCGAUGCUUUUAAUAGAUUACACCUUGGUACUUUGUUUUGUCGUUCUGUCUGCAUGAUGUUAUGGA
Messenger RNA from Ilex paraguariensis (yerba mate), 822 nucleotides. The record is from the annotation of a GenBank genome assembly. NCBI's taxonomy places the organism in Eukaryota, Viridiplantae, Streptophyta, Magnoliopsida, Aquifoliales, Aquifoliaceae.